Messenger RNA from Physella acuta, 796 nucleotides. RefSeq names its product coiled-coil domain-containing protein 115-like. The record is from RefSeq and is a predicted model, not a curated record. Lineage: Eukaryota; Metazoa; Mollusca; Gastropoda; Physidae. Gene Ontology annotation, biological process: vacuolar proton-transporting V-type ATPase complex assembly.
GCUAGAAAAUUAUUAUGAAGCGCAGGAAUCACUGACACAGGUAAUGAAGAGAGGGUUUCUUGGCCUCUCAAGGGCCAUGUGUAACAUAGGUGUGAAGCGAGUCUCAAGUGAUCAGUUUAUCAAUGCUGAGCUCACAGCUCAACAUGUUGUCCAGAUAGACAAGAACUUCCCAGAAGAUGAAAAUAAAUCAGAGCUCUUGUAUGAAAAAGAUAUAGAAACAUUGUUUCAUUUAACCAAACCAACUGAUGGUGGUAUAGAUGAGAUCAUUAGGAGGACUGCAGCCAUUGAAACCCCUACAAAUGUUGAGGGUUUGAGGAAAAGAAAUGUUGAAAACACGGAGAAUUCUGGGGACAAAAAUAAAACUCUGGUUACAGGAGAGGAAAAAGGUGCAACACAAAAAAGUAAAAGUUUUGACCCUAUAAAACUGUUUGGGGUUUUAGUGCCCCAGCCAUUACGAACAAGUCAGCAAGAUUUUAUCCAAUCAGUUCAGAUCUGUGUUAACUUGGCCAACUUGAAGCAUCAGCUGCUACACCUACAGUGCUUGUACAAGCAGCUGUUAGAAGAAAAGAAAAAACAGACUUCAUCAUCAGAAGAACUUUAGACUUGAAACAGUGAAACUGAGAGGACAAAGUCACAUUGCUUCAGUCUUCCAAAAACGUUUCCCAUUAAUCAUAAUCUAAACCAGAUCAAUCUUAAAAUAGUUUAAUGUAUUCAAGAUUAACUUUUUAAGUGGUACAGUAUAUUUGAUUGUAUAUUUAAGUUUAAGUGUACAUUUUGAAGCUUCAUAAUAAAAAUU